AUGUCCGACGCGAGCGUUUUGAAUAGCAUCUUCCAGCAGUUGCGGACAGCCCGCACACUGACUGAAAAAACACACGCUGCAGAAGAACUGCGCGACCAUCUAACCUCCGUCACGCACGAACUCAACACAGAGCCUCUCUCGCGCUACAACAACGACAUCAACCUUCGCAUUUCCGAGCUAAUCCACAAUGGCGACCCCGUCAUCCGGCUGGGCGGUAUCAUGGCCAUUGACCGGCUCAUUGACGUCGAUGUCGGCGAGGAAAACGCCAUAAAAGUGACCCGGUUCACCAACUACCUGAAGACGACUAUUCCAGGAGAUACAGAAUCGAUGCGCAUUGCCGUCGACGCUCUCGGCCGUCUAGCUGCCACGGGAGGCAAUUUGUCUGCCACUGUGGUUGAAUCCGAGGUCAACAGAGCUCUCGAAUGGCUCCAGAGCGACCGAGGAGAGGGCUCUAGACGCCAUGCUGCCGUCAUGGUGAUCAAGAGUAUGGCCCAGCAUUGUGCCACGUUGCUGUACGGGUACAUGAGCCAGAUCCUUGACCUGAUCUGGGUGGGACUGCGUGAUCCGAAGGUGCAGAUUCGGGUUGACUCGGCCGAGGCGCUGCAGUACUGCCUGAACAUUGUGCAUUCUCGUGACCAGACCCUUAAAAAGCAGUGGUUCAACCGAAUUAUGGAGGAGGCCAAGGUGAGUUUGAACAUGGGUGGUGUCGACACCAUUCAUGGCGCUCUGCUCACCUACAAGGAAGUCCUUCGAGGAGGCAUGUUUGAGAACUCACGAUACGACGAGGUGUGUGAGGUUGUGUUAGCCAACCGCGACUCGCGUGACGUGCUGAUCCGAAAGACGGUGCUCAACAUCAUCCCAGACCUUGCCCAAUACAAUCCCUGGCAGUUUACAAAGCGGUAUCUGCACAAAUGCAUGUUGUACCUUCUUUCACAGCUCAAGAAGGACAAGGACCGUAACCUUGUUUUUCUGUCGAUUGGCCAGAUUUCCUUUUCUGUCCGGUCGGCCAUGGCUCCUUACUUGGACGCCAUUCUGGAAAAUAUCCGAGAAGGUCUCAGUCUGAAAUCUCGAUAUAGGAAGGAGCAGGAGAGUGCCAUUUUCUCCUGUAUUGGCAUGUUGGCUGUUGCUGUGGGUCAGGCUCUGGCCAAGCAUCUGAACCAAAAAAUUCUGGAUCUCAUCAUGGCUUGUGGUUUGAGUGAACACCUGCACAAUUGUCUGAGUGAGCUGGUUCACAACAUUCCUCCACUGGGCCCUUCCAUCCAGCAGCGGUUGUUGAACAUCAUCUCGUUCACUCUCUCUGGCCACCCCUUUAAGCUCCCUGGGUCUCCUGCUGCGACUUCUUCUGCAGAGUACAUGUCUGUGACACGUGCACGGGAGUACCGAGAGACUGAGGACGACAAGGAUGAUGCAGCCGUGGUUGCGCUUGCUCUUCACAUUCUCGGCACGUUUAACUUCAAGGGUUUGUCGCUGACCGAGUUUGUGCGGUUCUGUGCAAUCACUUAUGUUGAUCAUGACUCUCCUGAGGUGCGAAAAGCAGCCGCCCUCUCAUCUUGCACCAUUUAUCUCAACGACCCUAUUGUGUUCCAGUUCUCCGCUCAUGCUCUGAGUGCCGUUUCCGAAGUGGUUGAGAAGCUGUUGACGGUGGCUGUGGUUGAUCCUGACCCUGAUAUCCGAAUUGGUAUUCUCACUACAUUUGAUCCGCGAAUUGACCCUCAUUUGUCCCAGGCCGAGAACGUGCGUCUUUUAUUCACUGCUUUGAACGACGAGGUUUUUGCGAUUAGACAGCUGUCCAUUGGCAUUAUCGGUCGGCUGACAAAGAUAAACCCUGCUUACGUUGUUCCUCAUCUGAGAAAAACGUUGAUUCAUCUUCUGACCGAACUGGAGUAUGCCAAGUUUGGACGUACCAAGGAAGAGAGUGCGCGGCUGCUUGCACAGCUGAUUGGGUCGACGCACGGACUCAUCAAGCCGUACGUCAAACCCAUCAUCAAGGUGCUGCUUGCUCGUGCACGUGACACGUCUUCCAACGUGGCCUCCGCGGUUAUCACUGCUAUCGGAGAGCUAGCUGCCACUGGACGGGAAGGCAUGAUUGAGUACAUUCCCGAGAUUAUGCCUAUUUUCUUGGAAACUUUUUCGGAUCAGAAUGCUCAGAAGAAGCUGGCUGGUCUGAAAUCUCUCGGACAGCUCUCUUCCUCUUCCGGAUACGUUAUUCAGCCGCUGCUGGAUUACCCCCAGCUGCUCACACUGCUUACUAACACUCUCAAGAGCGACAAUGUUGAUACUCGUCGAGAAACUGUCCGUCUCAUGGGUAUUCUUGGAGCUCUGGAUCCUUAUAAGCAUCGAGAGGUGGAGAGAAGUACCCAGGAUGAUUCAGCAGAGUAUGACUCGAUCCCCACAGAUGUGGCUCUUCUCAUCCAGGGCAUGUCUCCCUCUUCGGACGAGUACAACCACACUGUCGUGAUUACAACUCUAAUGGCGAUUCUCAAGGACCAGUCGCUUGUAUCGCACCACAAUGCUGUUGUCCAAGCCAUUGUCAUCAUUUUCAAGUCGCUGGGUCUCAAGUGUGUGCCGUUUUUGAAUCAGAUUAUCCCUGGCUGGCUGCAAGUGCUUCGAAGCAGUACUCCUUCUAUGGCCGAGUUUUUUGUCCAGCAGUUGGCUCUUCUGGUUCUCAUUGUCAAGCAGCACAUUAGGUCGUAUCUUGACGACAUUUUUGCUGUUGUUCAGGAGCUCUUUGCCAUUCCAUCCAUGCAGCCUGUUGUCCUGACGCUGGUUGAAAACAUUGCUCGGUCUCUGAGUGGCGAGUUCAAGCUGCAUGUGCCUACUCUCUUGCCUCUGCUUCUUGGCGUGCUGGAGAACGACAAAAGCACCACCAAGCUCACCUCCAUCAAGGUGCUGCAGACGUUCGUGGUGCUGGGCGCCAACAUUGAGGACUACAUUCACCUCAUCAUCCCCAUCAUUGUGCGAAUGUUCGAAUACUCGACUCAUCAGCUCAAGAAACGGGCCAUUCAGACUAUUGGACAGUUGUCUCGAACUGUGGAUCUCACCGACAUGUCGUCGCGAAUCGUGCAUCCUCUGUUGCGUGUACUGGCAGCCUGUCCUGUGACUGAAGAGCCCAAUUCGCACCAUGAUGAGUUGCGGCGAACCGUCAUGGAGACUCUGUCAUCGCUGUGUUUCCAGCUGGGUUCCGAUUACACCAUUUUCAUCCCCCUUGUGAACAAGGCUAUGCUCAAGGCCGGAGUGAACUCUCCCUCCUACGACCAGCUGGUCAACCGACUCCUCUCUGGAGAACCACUGCCUGCGUCCAUGGACCCCGACAGUCGAAUCCAGGAGCUCAACAAUACUCCUCCGGAUACCACCUCGCUCAACAAGCUGCCUGUGAACCAACAGCACUUGAAGACCGCGUGGGACACUGCGCAAUGCUCGACUAAGGAGGAUUGGCAGGAGUGGAUGCGACGUCUCUCGACUGCUUUCCUGCGCGAGUCUUCUUCUCACGCCCUGCGAGCCUGUGGUGUCAUUGCUAACAACUAUCAGCCAUUGGCCAAGGACCUGUUCAAUCCGUCCUUCUACUCGUGCUGGUCUGAGCUCUACGACCAGUACAAGGACGACUUGGUGAACCACAUUGAGACGGCUCUGAUGGCGCCCAACAUGCCGCCCGAGACGCUGCAGAUCCUGCUAAACCUGGCCGAGUACAUGGAGCACGACGACAAGCCGCUACCGAUCGAUAUGCGUACUCUGGCUGCCUAUGCUCACCGCUGCCAUGCCUACGCCAAGGCGCUGCACUACAAGGAGCUGGAGUUUAUGCGGGAGCCUACGACGCCCAUCAUUGAGAAUCUGAUCGCUAUCAACAACUCGUUGCAGCAGAGCGACGCUGCUAUCGGUAUUCUCAAGCACGUGCAGCAGCAUCAUCAGUGGCAGCUCAAGGAAUCGUGGUACGAGAAGCUGCAGCGGUGGGACGAUGCUCUCGAGGCCUACGACAAGCUUGAUGACAAUUCCAUGGAGGUCACAAUGGGUAAGAUGCGAUGUCUGCAUGCCCUUGGUGAGUGGGAGUCGCUGGCCGAGAUUGCACAGGAGAAAUGGACUUCAUCAGGCCCCGAGGUGCGACGAGUGGUGGCACCCCUGGCUGCCGCAGCUUCCUGGGGUUUGUCUCAGUGGGAGCGAAUGGACACAUAUAUUAGUGUCAUGAAGGUGGACUCUGCCGACAAGUCCUUCUUCAACGCUGUGGUGAGCAUCCACAGAAACAACUUUGAUGAGGCCCAUACGCAUAUCACUCGUGCACGUGACUUGCUGGCUACCGAGCUCACCGCUCUCAUUUCUGAGUCGUACAACCGAGCCUAUGGUGUUGUUGUGCGGUUCCAGAUGCUGGCAGAGCUGGAGGAGAUUAUCGUCUACAAGGGUCUGGGUCGCAACUCCGAGGAGCAGGCUGCCAUGCGGGCCACGUGGAUGAAGCGGCUCAAGGGCUGUCAGCGAAACGUAGAGGACUGGCAGCGAAUGCUCAAGGUGCGGUCUCUGGUUGUCAAGCCGAAACAGGAUAUGGAGAUGUGGAUCAAGUUUGCAAACCUGUGUCGAAAGAGUGGUCGGCUCUCUUUGGCUGAAAAGUCGCUCAAUGCUCUUCUUGACCCCGAUGAUCCCGACUCACAGACUUCCAGAGCUCCUCCACCUGUUGUUUACGCCCAGCUCAAGUACAUGUGGGCUACUGGCAACUGGGAAGAUGCCCUGAAUCACCUCGUUGACUUUACCAAUCGAAUGUCGCUCGAUCUGGGCCUGGAUCCUGAAGAUCUCAUCACUCAGAAACUACCCUCAGAAGGCGCUGCUGUCCCUAAGAAGAUUCAGGACUACACUCGUCUUCUUGCUCGAUGUUUCCUCAAGCAGGGCGAGUGGCAGAUUUCGUUGCAGGACGACUGGAAGGAGAAGAACCCCGAUUCUAUCCUCGGCUCGUUCCUGUUGGCCACUCAUUUUGACGCCAAAUGGUACAAGGCGUGGCACAACUGGGCGCUGGCAAACUUCCAGGUUGUGUCUCUGCGGUACUCGGAAAAGGAGGAGUUGGCCCUGGAAGACGUGUCUCAAUAUGUGGUACCUGCCAUCAAGGGUUUCUUCCAUUCCAUCUCCUUGUCCAAUGGAUCUUCUCUGCAAGACACUCUUCGUCUUCUGACCCUGUGGUUCCGGUACGGCCAUGUGUCUGACGCGUCUCAGGCCCUUUAUGACGGAUUCCAGAUGCUUUCUAUUGACACGUGGCUGGAUGUCAUUCCUCAGCUCAUUUCUCAGAUUCACCAGCGGUCUCAGGUUGUUUCCAAGGCUCUGCAGGGUCUUCUGAUUGAGCUCGGUAAGAACCAUCCCCAGGCUCUGCUGUACCUGCUCAACGUGGCUGUCAAGAGUGACUCUCUGUCGCGUCAACAGGCCGCUAUGAACGUUAUUGACAAAAUGAGAACUCACAACCCCAUCCUAGUCGAGCAGGCUGAGCUGGUGUCCAAGGAGCUCAUUCGAGUGGCUGUUUUGUGGCACGAGCAAUGGCACGAGGGUCUGGAAGAUGCGUCGCGAUUCUUCUUUGGCGAGCGAAACAUUGAAAAGAUGUUCCAGACGCUAGAGCCUCUACACGCAAUGCUGGAGCGGGGUCCCGAAACUCUGCGAGAAGUGUCCUUCCAAACAGCUUUUGGACGUGACUUGCACGAUGCCAACGAGUGGGUGUGGAGUUUUAAGCGAACCAAUGACCCUGCCCACCUCAACCAGGCCUGGGACAUUUACUACAAUGUUUUCCGACGAAUCGCCAAGCAGUUGCCCCAGCUCAUCUCGCUUGACCUGCAGUACGUGUCUCCCAAGCUGCUGGCAGCCGAGAAUCUCGAGCUGGCGGUGCCUGGUUCGUACGCUCCGGGCAAGGAGAUUGUGCGAAUCAUGAAGUUCGACCCAAUUUUCACCGUUAUCUCGUCCAAGCAGCGGCCCAGACGGCUGUCGUGCAAGGGCAGUGAUGGUAAGGACUACGUGUACGCUCUCAAGGGCCACGAGGAUAUCAGACAGGAUAACCUGGUGAUGCAAUUGUUUGGACUGGUGAACACUCUGCUAUCUCAGGACUCGGAGUGUUUCAAGCGACAUCUCAACAUUACAAAGUACCCUGCCAUUCCUCUGUCCCCCAAGUCUGGUCUCCUCGGCUGGGUGCCUCAUUCGGACACUCUGCAUACACUCAUCAAGGAAUACCGGGAUGGCCGAAUCCUCAUCAACGUGGAGCAUAGAUUCAUGCUGCAGAUGGCGCCGGACUACGAUCCAUUGACGCAUCUGCAAAAGAUUGAGGUGUUUACGUACGCUCUGGACAACACUAAGGGCCAGGAUCUGUACCGAGUCUUGUGGCUCAAGUCGCGGUCCUCGGAAGCUUGGUUGGAGCGACGAUCUCAAUACACACGAUCCUUGGCUACGAUGUCCAUGGUUGGCUACAUUCUCGGACUUGGAGAUCGACAUCCCUCCAACCUGAUGCUGGACCGAUACACUGGUAAGGUGAUUCACAUUGAUUUCGGUGACUGUUUCGAGGCUGCCAUUCUGCGAGAAAAGUACCCCGAAACAGUGCCCUUCCGACUGACUCGAAUGCUCACAUACGCCAUGGAGGUGUCAGGAAUCGAGGGCUCGUACCGAAUCACGUCCGAGCAUGUGAUGCGGGUCAUCCGAGACAACAAGGAGUCGCUGCUGGCCAUUCUGGAAGCCUUUGCCUAUGAUCCUCUCAUCAACUGGGGUUUCGAGCUUCCCAGAGGCGAGGAUCUGCCUGUCAAGCGGUUCGAUGAGGACGAAAAGGUCAAUGUUCGAAUGGCUCGAGCGCACUUGGUCCUCAAACGAAUCCAGGACAAGCUGUCUGGAAACGACAUCAAGAACAGAAAAAAUGUCGAUGUGCCGGCACAGGUGGACUACUUGAUUCAGCAGGCCACUAGCAUUGAGAAUCUGUGUCAGCACUUCAUAGGUUGGUGUUCUUUCUGGUAG
Molecule: messenger RNA, 6951 nt
Organism: Yarrowia lipolytica CLIB122
Lineage: Eukaryota; Fungi; Ascomycota; Dipodascomycetes; Dipodascales
Biological process (GO): protein phosphorylation; negative regulation of macroautophagy; TOR signaling
Cellular component (GO): TORC2 complex; TORC1 complex; nucleus
Molecular function (GO): protein binding; protein serine/threonine kinase activity; protein-containing complex binding
Source: RefSeq, a predicted model, not a curated record